Messenger RNA from Schistocerca gregaria, 1187 nucleotides. RefSeq lists its product as uncharacterized. The record is from RefSeq and is a predicted model, not a curated record. The transcript has 3 exons. Lineage: Eukaryota; Metazoa; Arthropoda; Insecta; Orthoptera; Acrididae. Bases 19 to 960 code for a protein of 313 amino acids. Gene Ontology annotation, molecular function: phosphatase activity.
AUAAUUGCAUUUUUCUUAAUGGACUCAGCUGCCGGACAGCAUGUUGAAGAAAUUUCAACCAAAAACAUAAAAAGCAUUAUAGACAGUGUUGACACAAUUCUCUUGGAUUGUGAUGGUGUAAUAUGGAAUGAGAAUGAGAUUAUAUCAGGUACUCCGGAUACCAUAAACUGGUUGAAGAGUUUAAACAAACGCAUUUUUUAUAUUAGCAACAACAGCACCAAAUCGAGGGACGAAUACCGAAAAAAACUGAAAGAUUUUAACAUCACCUGCGAAAAGGAGGACGUAUGGUGUUCUUCUUUCGUCAGCGCCUCUUAUUUAAAGUCGAUAGACUUUAAAAAAAAAGUGUAUCUGAUUGGUAUGAGCGGAAUUGCGGCGGAAUUAGAAGAAGCAAAUAUCCCAUAUCGCGGCUUCGAAGAGCACAAUGUUGAGCUCUCAUCCUUUACGGAAGCGAGUAAAUACGAAAUAGAUGAAGAGAUUGGCGCUGUGAUAGUCGGGAUGGAUUUGCAUAUUCGAUAUGCAAAGGUGGCAUUCGCCCAGCUGCAUUUAAGAGACAGAAACGAGUGCCUGUUUAUUGCUACAAACGAUGAUCAUGUCAUACCGGUAGAUGGAGGUCGGCUCUUGCCUGGCAGCGGUUCUAUAGCCAGAAUGAUCGAAUGUUGUUCUGAUCGCAUACCAUUUGUCCUCGGAAAGCCCAAUACAUGGCUGCUUCAACAAAUGAUCAAGAUGUAUAAACUAGACCGGGGGAGAAUGCUUAUGGUUGGUGACAAUCUCAAAACUGACAUUUUGUUCGGUAAUAACGAAAGCGUAAGAACUCUACUGGUCGAAACAGGCGUAUCAAAGCGCAAGCACAUUUAUAACAAUGCUCAAAACGAGCAAAAGAUAAUUCCCACAUAUGUCUCUGUCAGUCUUUCUCAUCUCAUGGAGGCUUAUAAAGAAAGCAUUUCCAGUGUUGCCAAGUAAGAUGUUUUUUGCGCCUUAGUUAUGGUAGAACUGCGGCAACACGACGUCGAAUCCAUGUGCAAAAUCGUAGAUGAAUGAGAAAUAAGAUAUUCGAAACUUUAUUUUUCUGAAAUCAACUUUUUGUGGACACAUAUUUGUAGUUGACCUAUUCGACGGUUCAAGCAUUUUCAUUUAUGUUUUUAUUAAAGCGAUAAAGAUUAUCUGAGCCGGUAUUUUGCACAUGAAAA